Pristis pectinata (smalltooth sawfish) is the source of this 4815-nucleotide messenger RNA. Its product is annotated as probable G-protein coupled receptor 174. The record is from RefSeq and is a predicted model, not a curated record. Gene Ontology annotation, biological process: phospholipase C-activating G protein-coupled receptor signaling pathway; positive regulation of Rho protein signal transduction. Lineage: Eukaryota; Metazoa; Chordata; Chondrichthyes; Rhinopristiformes; Pristidae. Gene Ontology annotation, molecular function: G protein-coupled receptor activity. Gene Ontology annotation, cellular component: membrane.
GUGCCCUGUGGGUCAAACAGCUUCUCCGUUCAAAGACUUCGGUAAGUGGCAGUGAUCACUGCGGGAUUCAGACACCGGGACAACUGUAACGGAAACAUUGUCCCGCUCCCUUCGUACAUUUCUAUCCAUUGGAAGUCUGAUGUUUUAACCUGCCACCGGCAAACGCCUGCAUUCGGGAGGGUUUGCGGGAAGAAGCAUAAAUACCGAUCAGUUUUGACAUGCAACACUUUCAGCCUUCUGCUUCAUUUAACCAGCCGGGCUGUAGUUCUGGAAUUACUUCAUAAACACACCAUCCUGUUGAUGAAAAACCUGCAGAUUCUGGAUAUCCAAAAUAAAAGCAGAAAAUGACUGAACAGGUCAGGCAGCAUCUGGGAAGAACCAAAGUUAACAUUCCAGCUUGGUGACCUUUCACUAGAGCUGGGAAAAUGUGGAAAUCAAGCAAGUUUUAACCUGCAAAAGAGGAAGAAGAGCUGAAAAGAUAUUUUUGUUGAAGACAGCGGAGUUGACAAAGAUUGAAGAUGUCAUUGAACAUAACCUCCCUCUGUAAAAAUGAAGAAUGGGAUAGUGAGCUGUUUCUUUACGCAGUUGCAUACGGAAUAAUUGUCAUUCCUGAUCUUGGUAACAGUGUGGCCUUGUGGGUCUUAACUGGGAACAUCAGAAAGGAGAAGAAGGCAGUGAUAUUCAUGAUAAACCUAGCCAUUGCUGAUCUGGCACACAUGUUGACCUUGCCCUUGAGGAUCUUCUACUACAUAACUCACACCUGGCCUUUUGGAAAAUUCAUGUGCUUAUUUUGUUUCUAUCUAAAGUUUGUUAACAUGUAUGCCAGCAUUUUAUUUUUAGUUUGCAUCAGUGUCCAACGCUGCGUUUUCUUAAUCAGUCCAUUCAAGUAUAGCACCUGGAGACGAAGGUAUGAUGUGGGCUUCAGUGUUAUUGGAUGGGUGAUUGUUAUUCUGAUGUGCCUGCCAUUCCCCAUCAUGCGGAACACAGGAUCGUUCAACAGCUCACUCUGUUUUGCAGAUCUUCCCAUGAAGCAAGUCAACCUGACAUCUUCCAUAUUUAUGCUAACAGCAGCAGAAUUACUGGGGUUUUUAGGGCCCAUGAUCAUCAUCAUUGUCUGCACUUGGAAAACUGCAGAGUCUUUAAGGGUGGAGUCAACACUGCCCAAUGACCGAGGUGGAAAGAAAGCUCUAAACUUGCUGCUGAUGUGUGCAGUGGUUUUCCUGAUUUGUUUCGUUCCCUAUCAUGUACUCUUCCUGCUCAACCAGCUCAGACAGUUGAACUUCAUCACAGAUUGCUCUGUGAGGAAGAAUAUCGUGAUUCUGCAUUCAUUGUCAUUAUGUGUGGCAAGCAUGAAUGCCUGCUUGGACCCGAUCAUCUAUUACUUUGUUACGAGUGAAUUCAGAGAGCAGCUGUCACGAACAGGAAGCUUCCUCGUGCGGAGUCGCCACUUGAGCAGGGAAAGUACCACCAGUCGGUAAUCUCUGAUGGGCUCAGACACUUCCAUUGUAAGAUCAGGGUUUAUCUCUCUCUGUGCCCCAUCUCAGCGCAAAAUGCCAGUGAGCUUUUUAGAGGCAAAAGCCAAUGUAAUGGGCUGCAUAGUGGACUGAACAAUCAAUGCAUCAUAAUUUCCAUCCCAUGCAAGAAAGAUUGCAGCAACCAGCUUUACUUGCCAGCAGUGCUUUAAUAGCCAGGUAGAAAAAAGUUUCUCAUUUUCCUUAAAUAUUUUUAUUUUCUCUCAGUGCUAAGCAAAGAUCCAGAAUGAUUUUUCUGUAUUAUUUACUUUAAGGUCAAAAAUGUAAUUGCAGCUUUCAUUCAAACAUUUGGACAGUGACAGCCACAUCAAUACAGUACUGAAAACUCACAACCCAAGCAGAAUCAAGGAGCUACUCAUUCUGAUAGGAAACUUAUUGACAUAACAGGCAACAAUAAUCAUUUCUAAAAGUUGCACUGGUGAUUUUUUCAGGGUAUUACCAUACACCUACAGGUUUUCUGCUACUUUUCAUAGAGUAGCCUACGGUUAGUGUCAGUAGCUGGUUACAUUCAGAGGUGGUCAUUGUGACAUAUUUCAAACAGGGCAUUUACGAUUAGAUUUGAACUUUUGUUUUGCUUCAUACUAUGUGUGCAGGGUUAAAUAUGUUGAUAAUUUGAGAGCUGAAUGUUUCUUGCCAAUGGUUUGGUGAUUUGCUCUUGCUAUUUUGCACUUGAUAAAUGAAUCACGACACAUCUGAUCAAUGAAGUAGAUACCUGUAUUUCUAACAUGAUGCAAAAAGAUUGCAGCUGAGUUUGAACUACAAGAAAGUCACCAUACAACAAAAAGUUAGAAUCCUAUUUUCAUCAUCUGCAUCAUAAAAUAGUUCAUAUGGUAUGUCCCACUUUAGACCCACACUGUCACACAAACUGAAGGAACACGGGGAUGAAAGAAGUCAUUCUGCUAGUCUUAAUAGUUACCUUGCUGAAACAGUGAUGUGGGUAUUUUUCCAGCUAACACCUGAUAAAAUGAAAUGCUAUGAAACCAGGUGAUUGCCAAAACUAUGUUUUUAUAUAUUAAAUGACAAAAAGUAGAGUUGGGAAUAAUAGGACAUUAGGCCUCGGGCACCCAGACCGUAUGUUUGUCAUUUUGUUGCCCUGCUGAAUUCAUAGUGAAGUUUGAUGGUUAUUAGGCUGGUCUGUGUGCAGCAGCCUAUCUGGGCACUGGCAAUGGAUUCUAUUCCAACAGGUGAUUUCUGGGCUUCUAACCAGAUUUGGAACUGUUUCAUUUAAUGGUAUAUCAAUGUAGAACUGUAUAGAAUGUGUAGCACAGAAACAGGCCAUUUGAUACAACUGACCCAGGCCUGUGUCUCCUCCUCCCACCUACUCCUUGUCACCUCCCAACAUUCCAUCUGCGUAUCUUCCACCACUUACUUUCACGAGUCAAGAUGGAGCAUCUCCCAAGAGUUAGAUGUUCCACUGGGGGGAAAAAAGGUUUGCAAGACAAGAUAUGGGGAGGGGCAGGGAAUCAGAGGGCAAAAUUCCCAUCAGGUUACAGGCACAUCUGCUAGUCUCUCUAUAGCCAGAUUAACAAGGGAUGUAGUGGUAGGAGCGAGGAAGAAAUGUUCAGUUAUUCAUGUUUGCAGUAUCCCGUGGGGUUCAAAACUUUAUUAUUCUAGUAUUAAAAGGAUCAAUAUAUAAAUUUUAAGCACUUUGUGACAACAUGCCAGUGAAACAGGAAAUAGAGAGAGCAUUUUUUUAAGAACAUGUGGUUUCCUUAUUAAUGUGUUUUCACAGGUCUGUAAACAAUCAGUUUGAAAGAAGAAACUGUCAACCAUAGGUGGACAAGUAGAAUGUGGAUACAAUCCCACAGAGAUCCAUCUACCAGGAGUAGUGUGUAGUGUUCAGUCUGACAGAACUUGCAACAAAUCUCAGGUUUGGGGUAUGCACCAUAAUUCAGUGCAUGAGAAUAUUGGGCAGAUGGUGACUCCAUAUAUUUCAAAGAAGUGCCUGGGAUUUCCCUGUGGUCUCCUGACUAACAUUAACCACCCAACCAAUGAUACUUGGAAAGAUCAUUGGAUUAUAAUCUCAACAUUUAUUGCAUCAGAGUUUUCAUAUCGUAUAUAAAUUGCAUGCUGUAUUUCCAACAUUACAAGUAUUCAAAACAUAAUGUAAUUAGCUGUAAGAUGCUUUGGGAAAUAUAGCAUUAGUUGUUGAAAAAUUGCAAGUCUUCAUUUUGUUAUAAAUUAUAGUGGAGAGCGAGGCUGCUCUGCACUGUUGUGCCAGCUUUUUAAAAGAUAAGACUGAUUAGUUCCCUUCCCUGCCCACCUCUGCCAUUUCUUUCCCUUUUUGAAGUACUAUAUGCAAUUCUCUUUUGAAAAUCACAACUUCAUCUGAUUCUGUGAUGAUCCCUUUCAUAAGAUUACUCUGUAAUUUGCUCCAGUGAUUUGUGGUUUCCAAGCAAGUCACAGUAAAUUUUCAAAGUGUGGGAUUUUGAGAUUCUUGAUGGUGUUGCCAGCUCAUAUUCCUUGGUUCUGUUUAUUCUCUGAGUUAAAGAGUCUUAGAGCAUGAGUUAUAAAUGUAAGUAGAGCAACUAAAGUUUUAUACAGCACCCUAGGACAUCCCCAAAAGCCAAACACAGCCUUUCCUGAAGGAACUGCAACACCAAGUUGUACAGAGAAAUAUCCCACAAAUAGCAAUCUUUUUGUGACCACGGCACGGUAGCGUAGCAGUUAGCGCAACGCUAUUACAGCGCCAGUGACCUGGGUUCAAUUCCUGUCACUGUAAGGAGUUUGUACGUUCUCCCGUGUCUGCGUGGGUUUCCUCCAGGUGCUCCGGUUUCCUCCCACAUUCUAAAGAUGUACGGGUAGGUUAAUAUGGGUUUAAAAAUGGGCAGCGUGGACUUGUUGGGCCAGAAGGGCCUGUUACCACGCUGUAAUAAAAUUUAAAACAAAAGCAUUUUAUUGCUGUUAAUUGGAUGAAUAUUGCUCAGAAACUCCUCCUCUCCUUCAAGUCCACAACAUUGUUUUCAUCCACUAAAACAGAGAAAGCAGGGUUUUGCCAUAAAUUUUAUCUAUAAGAUGAUGUUACUAACUUUAUAUUCAUUUGUACCAACAUUUCAGCCAAGAUUCUGUACUCCAGAUCGGAAUCUUCUAACUUAGACAAGUGAGUCCUACCAUCAGUGAAAGUGUACAGUGUUAUAGAUACUCGGCCAUGACAAGGAUUUAUUCACAGUGCCGAGGUUGCUCAGUUAACUGCAGAAAUUUUGAAUAAGCUAAUUAUUGGAUUAAUAAAAAAGCAUCUGAUGGGAAUCUGUUCAAUGGGAAAGUUUGUAUCAUGAAAGCUGUC